Solanum tuberosum (potato) is the source of this 1745-nucleotide messenger RNA. Its product is annotated as protein DETOXIFICATION 27-like. Gene Ontology annotation, biological process: xenobiotic detoxification by transmembrane export across the plasma membrane. Lineage: Eukaryota; Viridiplantae; Streptophyta; Magnoliopsida; Solanales; Solanaceae. Gene Ontology annotation, molecular function: antiporter activity; xenobiotic transmembrane transporter activity. Bases 36 to 1517 code for a protein of 493 amino acids. Gene Ontology annotation, cellular component: membrane. The transcript is spliced from 8 exons. The record is from RefSeq and is a predicted model, not a curated record.
CUUCUUUUGCCUAACGAGAGAGAAUAAAGAAAAAAAUGUCUAGCAAUGGGAAAUUAAUAGAAGAAAAUAAAGUGCCCUUAUUAGAUUAUGUUUCAACAAAUAAUAAUAAUUAUUUAGAACAAAAUGAUCAAAGUUUUGGUUUAAGAUUUUGGAUAGAAACAAAGAAGCUAUGGCCUAUAGUUGGGCCAGCCAUCUUUAGUAGAAUAGUCUCUUAUUCAAUGUUUGUUAUUACUCAAGCUUUUGCUGGCCAUCUUGGUGAUCUUGAACUUGCAGCUAUGUCCAUUGCUAGUAAUGUUGUUCUUGGUUUCGAUUUCGGACUCAUGCUAGGUAUGGCAAGUGCAUUGGAAACACUAUGUGGACAAGCAUUUGGUGCUAAAAAAUACUACAUGUUAGGUGUAUAUUUGCAACGUUCAUGGAUAGUACUCUUGUUAUGUAGCAUCAUAAUGUUACCAAUAUUUUUCUUUGCAACACCAGUCUUGAUAUUUUUAGGGCAACCAAAAGAUGUCUCACAACUCUCUGGAGUUGUAGUUUUAGCCUUUAUACCAUUACACUUUUGCUUUGCAUUUCAAUUCCCAUUGCAAAGGUUCUUGCAAAGUCAAUUGAAAAACAAUGUGAUUGCUUGGGCUAAUUUUGUGGCUUUUAUAGUCCAUGUGUUGAUAAGUUGGCUUAUUGUGUACAAGUUUCAAUUGGGAAUUAUUGGGACAACAUUUACUUUGAAUUUAUCUUGGUGGUUGGUGUUUUUGGUGUUAUUUUGUUAUACAACUUGUGGUGGAUGUCCACUUUCUUGGAAUGGAUUUAGUAUGGAGGCUUUUUCUGGACUUUGGGACUUCUUCAAACUUUCUGCUUCUUCUGGGGUCAUGCUAUGCUUGGAGAACUGGUACUACAAGGUGCUAAUUGUGAUGACUGGUAAUUUGGAGAAUGCUAAAAUUGCUUUGGAUGCAUUAUCCAUCUGCAUGAGUAUAAAUGGCUGGGAAUUGAUGAUUCCUUUUGGAUUCUUUGCUGGAACUGGAGUAAGGGUAGCAAAUGAGUUGGGAGCUGGAAAUGGAAGAGGGGCAAAAUUUGCAACAGCAGUAGCAGUGAUACAAUCAACAGUGAUUGGAUUAUUCUUUUGGAUUUUGAUCUUAUUUUUCCACAAUGAAUUUGCCCUAAUUUUCUCAACUAGCAAACCUGUUCUUGAAGCUGUUCAUAAACUAGCUAUUCUAUUAGCUUUCACUGUUCUACUCAACAGUGUUCAACCCAUCCUCUCAGGGGUUGCUGUUGGAUCUGGAUGGCAAGCAUAUGUUGCAUAUAUAAAUUUGGGCUGCUAUUACUUACUUGGAGUCCCUUUGGGCUUUAUUAUGGGCUGGGGUUUCCACUAUGGUGUCAUGGGAAUAUGGGCUGGAAUGAUCUUCGGUGGAACUGCAGUUCAGACUUUGAUAUUGGCUAUAAUCACAAUUAGAUGUGAUUGGACUAAAGAGGCAGAGAAGGCUUCAAUGCAUGUAAGGAAAUGGGACGAUGUUGGUCACUUGACUUCAUAGAAUUAGCGAAGAAUUUUGCUAAACUAUUAUGAUGACGAAAAAAACAAGAAGAAUAUUGGAUAUUUUAUAUCGAAAUUUUGUGCAUUAAUUUAAUUUCCAGUCUAAUUAAGCUAGUUGUAAUUUUUCUUUUCUACACAAAGUGUACUAAUAUAUGUAUAAAUUUUAAAUGAAGUUGAUUGAUGGUAUGUAUUUUUUGUAUGUAGAAAUGUAAACAUAGAAAUUGAUUGA